Molecule: messenger RNA, 1704 nt
Organism: Fonsecaea multimorphosa CBS 102226
Lineage: Eukaryota; Fungi; Ascomycota; Eurotiomycetes; Chaetothyriales; Herpotrichiellaceae
Exons: 2
Coding region: 1-1704 (567 amino acids)
Biological process (GO): carotene catabolic process
Molecular function (GO): carotenoid dioxygenase activity
Source: RefSeq, a predicted model, not a curated record
AUGGCACACAUCUUUGACAUAGCGGGGGCUAUCAGGGAUACAUCAGGCCUUUACAAAAACGGGGUCAAGAUCGAUCCGCAUCGUGUCAAGUUCCCCUCGACCGACGUCUUCCAUGGCAUCAACAAAGCGUCUCGCAUUGAAGGCGACGUCUUCGAUCUCGAAGCCACAGGAAGCAUUCCACCAGAGAUAGACGGCACCUUCUUUCGCGUACAGCCGGACCACCGAUACCCCCCGAUGUACGAGGGUGACAUCCAUUUCAACGGCGACGGAAAUGUGACGGCAAUCCGUAUCUCGCACGGCCACGCCCAUUUCAAACAGCGCUACGUCCACACGGAACGGUAUCGCCAUGAGACCGCGGCUGGAAGAGCACUAUUUGGCAAAUAUCGCAACCCACACACCGACAACGAAGUGGUAAAAGGGGUUAUUCGUACCGCGGCGAACACGAAUGUAUUCUUCUGGCGCGGUAUGCUGCUGGCGACAAAGGAGGAUGGACCUGCGUACGCUUUGGACCCGGAGACAUUGGACACGAUCGGCAGAUACGACUUCGAGGGCCAGGUUCUAUCCCCAACGUUCACGGCUCACCCGAAAUUCGACCCCAUCACAGGCGAGAUGGUAUGCUACGGCUAUGAAGCAGGUGGUAACGGCAACGAUGGGUCCUGCGAUAUCGUUGUCUACACCAUCAGCCCUGACGGAGUCAAGACGGAGGAAGCCUGGUACAAAGCGCCGUUUUGUGGCAUCAUUCACGAUUGCGGCAUCUCUGAGAACUACCUUGUCCUCCCCAUGACACCUUUGAAAUGCGACGCUGAAAGGUUGAAGAAUGGAGAAAACCACUGGGCAUGGGACCCCGAAGAAGAUCAGAUGUACGGCAUAGUCCCUCGGCGUGGUGGAAAGCCUGAGGAUAUCAUUUGGCUGCGCUCUCGAAAUGCAUUUCAAGGCCACACUGCUGGAUGCUACGAGGACGAGAAUGGCCACAUUGUCUUCGACCUGACUAUCGCCGACGGCAACGUAUUCUUCUUUUUCCCUCCCGUCGACAAGCCAGUGACGAUUCCGAAGCUCGUCAACAAGACAACACGCUGGAAAUUCGAUCCAAAGGCCAAGACCGGCUCGUACGUAGAACCGUUCGAAGAGCUUGGUACUCUGCCCGGGGAGUUCUCCCGCAUCGAUGACCGCCUCAUUACCCAGAAAUACAACCACUUCUGGCAGUGCCUUAUCGAUCCGAGCCGGCCAUAUGACGCGGAGCUCUGCGGCGUUCCGGUCGGUGGGCUGUUCAACUGUCUCGGACAUUUCACCUGGAAGGACAACAACUUCAGCGACGUGUUCUACGCAGGUCCCACGUGUACAUUCCAGGAGCCGACAUACAUCCCGAAGCAAGGAGGCGAAGAAGGAGAGGGGUGGAUCAUCGCACUGCUGAACCAUCUGGACGUGUUACGGAAUGACAUCGUGAUCUUCGAUGCGAAAAAUUUGGCUGCAGGCCCGCUUGCCAUAAUCCAUUUGCCGUUUGCACUGAAACUCGGCUUGCACGGUAACUGGGUCGAUCAGAGCGAGAUCCAGGCCUGGCAGGAACGUAGGAGUGCAGAUGGGGAUCUGGGACCGGUGAAGGCGGCAGAUCGACCUCUCCCGUGGCAAUUGAAGGAGGCUGCAGAUACGAAUGGGCACGGAACUGCCGAGUUGAACGGGCAGGUGAACGGACUGAACGGGCACUGA